Cuscuta epithymum is the source of this 2380-nucleotide messenger RNA. Lineage: Eukaryota; Viridiplantae; Streptophyta; Magnoliopsida; Solanales; Convolvulaceae. The record is from the annotation of a GenBank genome assembly.
CCACCCUGCCCAAGCCCCGCCCCAACCUUCCCCGCGGCGCGGUUUCCCACGGGUCCCAGCCCCAUUGCCAUCCUUAGCUAUCAUCCAAAUGCGCGUGUGUGUGAGAGAGACAUCUACCUCCCAACCUGAAUUCACAGUGAAGAACAAUGGCAGGCAUUCCUCAUUACUUGAAUCCCCCGACAGAUUGGUGGUAUAAAGAUUUCAGGUUUAUCAGGGAUUGGUUCUGGUCCGUGGAAAACUGUCUUCCAGACAGACCUCUUCCCGACAGUAUUAACUUUGUCGAAGAAGACCUCUUCCCAAAUAGGUUGAAGAAUAUAUACGAGAUAGUUCCGGAUUCGCUCAGCACGGAAUAUGGGCCGGACCGUGAAUAUUUCAUGUAUUCUCUUUGGGGCAGGAAAUACGACGACGAGGCAAGGAUAGAAAGCGCGGAUGGAUCAGGGGUGUGGGAGCGAGUACAACAGCCGGAGGAAGGCAUGGUCGAAGCAGAAGGCUGUAUUAUUGGAGUCAGUAAGACUUUCAAGUACUACAAUAAUGGCCGUGAAACUAGCUUCCUGAUGGAUGUACUCAGACCCUUUGAUCCACGUCAAAGGUUGGGCGAUUGGGUUUUGUGCAAGGUAUACCGCUCAGACUGCCCGCCCAACGACCAGUACACACAGGCCGAACAAAGUGCUCCUGAAUUCGCUGCCAAAGAAGUAGCAUCUCCUAGACCAGAACAUGAUGCUGGGAGGAAGAGGAAGAGGGAGGAAGAAGCAGAAGAAUUGAAUGGGCAUGCACGCAUUCUAUAAUGGGAGUUCAUCGAGCAGCGAUCUGUGUGGUGUUACAGGAUGCACAACAUAUUUUGGGAAGAUCUUUUUGAUCCACAUGACCGUGUGUAUGGCCUAAAUUAACUGAAAAUACUGUGCUAGUUUUGCCUAUUUGACUUAUAAAUAAAUGUUACAAAUGAGGUAAUGUUUUCUGAUUUGACAUAAGAUCCUACAUUCGGACGCCUGCAUUCCUUGUUCUAAUUGGUUAUGCUAUCUAUGUUUACCAUAAAUAAUCGUGUGGGUACUGGAAUUGUGAUGUUUAUCAUGUAUGUUUCAAACGAUGCUUUUAUUCACAAUUAUAAUUUGUGACUGGGAUCAUCUAUGCAAUGUGACAGUCAUAAUUUGUGGUAGUAAGUAACUCAGCGAGAUUCUCGCUAUUGGUGGCCGACUAAAAAUGGGAUUUUUACGGUAAAGACCGCCUACUGGUUAGGUGUUCUAGGACCUGUGGGAAUGAAAAGAGAGCCAAUAGAGUCGAUCUGGAAGAAUUUUUGGGACCUCAAUAUCCCCCCAAAGUUGAAACACUUCCUUUGGCGACUCGUUUCUGGAUGCUUGGCAACGAAGGAGCACUUAUGGAGGAGGAAAGCCACUGAUGACCCAACAUGCCCAGUGUGUGCAGGUAUGACUGAGGAUAUUAGUCAUAUGUUAUUUUUUUGUAAAUUCUCUUCGCAGCUUUGGAAGAAUGAAAUCUGGGGAAAUUUGGUCAUGGUGGCACCGACUAUGUCUGCAAAAGAACUAUUGGGUUGGGCUAUGAAGAAUUUGAGUCAAGGGAUCUAUAGCUUCAUAAUUAAUUGUUGGGCUGCGUGGCGCUGUCGAAACAAGGUGGUUUUUGAGCAAAAAGAACCACAAGUAGAGCUGAUCCGGAUGGGUUUCAAUCAAUAUAUCGAAGAUUUUCAAACAUAUGCUUCAAAAGUUUACAAAGGGCCAGAAUCAUAUUUGAAUAAUAGACCCGAGAAGUGGAAUAAACCAUCUUCUGGUUUCGUUAAAGCGAACUGUGAUGCAGCUGUGUUCAAAGGAGGAGGUCUGGGUCUUGGAGCGAUAAUCCGAGAUGAACAUGAUGCCCUAGUCAUGGCAGGAGUCAAAAGAAUGGACAUGAACUGGGAGGCGGAGAUGGCAGAACACGCAGCGGGAGUAUAUGCACUACAAGUUGCAUACCAGGUGGGAGCGAGGAAAGUUAUUCUUGAUAGUGAGUUAGUGACGCAUUAAACUUCAUCUUGAUAGGAGCAUAGGCAUAUCCUUGCCUAUGCUCCUUGCUGUGGAAGAAGAGUUGAUGAAGGUUUCAAUCAUGAAGCUCAGGAUUCAAAAAUCAGGGAGGUAUUGGGAAGGGAAAGGCGCAAGGAUGAAGCUGUUGGUCAUCCUUGUUGACUGUUUGAUGGUACUUCAUUAGGAAUUUUUUUGGAAGAUAUUUAUCAUUUUUGUUCUAAGUUUGAUGUUGAAUUUUCACAUGUAAAAAGAGGAGGCAAUGUAGCUGCUCAUCAAAUGGCAAGAAUGAUGCCAGACAAUGGUGUAGAACAAACAUUUGUAAAUGAUCUACCAGAAAGUAUUAUUACGCUAAUUGAAAUGAAUUAAUAUGAGUUUCC